AACUUGAAGCCGACUCUUUCUCUCUCACCUCUUGUGUUUAUAUAUAGACACACUUCAUUCUCUUUUCCCUUGCCUAUACUCUAUAUCUUCUCUACUGUUUCUACCCAAGUUUCUGUUUCUUGGUGCAAAAGUAUAGGUACCCUUUGUCUCCUUCUUCUCAUCUUUAUUCAUGCCCUGGUAACCAUUAAUAUAAAGGCUACAUCUUUUUAUUGUAUAUCCAAAAUUCCAAACAAGAUAACAGGAAAACAAAAGAAUGAGUUGCAAUGGUUGUCGAGUUCUUCGAAAAGGAUGCAGUGAGAACUGUAUUCUUCGGCCAUGUUUACAAUGGAUCGAAACUGCUGAAUCUCAAGGCCACGCCACCGUCUUUGUCGCUAAGUUUUUCGGCCGUGCUGGACUCAUGUCCUUCAUUUCCGCUGUCCCUGAAAACCAACGACCUUCUUUAUUUCAGUCCUUGUUAUACGAAGCUGCUGGGAGAACAGUGAACCCAGUGAACGGAGCUGUAGGGUUAUUAUGGACAGGCAAUUGGCACGUUUGUCAAGCGGCGGUGGAAACAGUCCUCCGUGGCGGCGCGUUGCGGCCAAUCCCCGAUUUUCUCGGUGCUUCACUAGAUAUUGAUGAGGGGUCUGAGUGCACCGACGUAUUUAAGCUUGAACAUCCUAGUCAAAACAAUAUGCAACCGAAGGUGCAGAAACGACGCCGUUUUCCAGAGGAAGCUUCAAAAGUAUUACAGUUGGCGGAUCUUGAUCUAAGUUUAACACCAGGUUUUCAGAGUCGGAAGGUUAUUAGUCACGCUUUGCCGGAGAAUCAGCGACCGGGAACUCCGUCUAUGAAUUCAGAAGAAUCUGGAACCACUACGUGUUUUGAGAGUGGUACUGUUACUGGAAAUCAGCAAGGAAAUGAACCGAAAUUACUCAGCUUGUUCAAUUAGGUGGCUGUAGUGUUUUUUUUAUUAACCUUAAUCUUUUGUUAAUCUUUUUCCUUGUUUUUUUCUAUGGGGGGAGGAUUUUUCCCGGAAGUAAAUUCCGGGAGAGUUUUUGUUAAUCAUUGGCACAGGAUUUCCCUUCUUUCAAGCUUCUUUAUUAUGAACAGUUGAAAGGAGGGGAAAGUGAAAGUUCGCCAGUGAUUCCUUCCUUAAUCUUUUCUUGUUCUCCUUAUUGGUUUUUUACAUUUUCUUGUUACAUAACGAGUCUAAUGAAUGUUGGACAUGAAUAAAUUGAUUGCUUAUCUUUCUUUA
Messenger RNA from Nicotiana tabacum (common tobacco), 1234 nucleotides. Its product is annotated as LOB domain-containing protein 37. The record is from RefSeq and is a predicted model, not a curated record. Gene Ontology annotation, biological process: regulation of gene expression. NCBI's taxonomy places the organism in Eukaryota, Viridiplantae, Streptophyta, Magnoliopsida, Solanales, Solanaceae.